UAGACUCUUCCGGAAGGCGGGACCUCUUCGCGUUCGGCCUGGGGUUUCUGCGAGUGCCGCCUACGUCAUCUUGAGGUGGCCAAGUUGCGCUUGGCUAUGCCUGUCUCCCCAGUGUCGGCCCUCGGGAUGCUAUUUGCGGGAAUUGCUGCUUUGUUGAACUGAUUGACAUAACCAUUGGCGUCCAAGGUACACAGAAAGUGGAGCAUUAAGACCAUCUUAUUUUUGAAUGAUCAGUGAACAAGCACUAGGCAAUGGGGAAGAACAAAGGGAAAGGGCAGAAGAUCAAGAAUGUAUUUCAUCUUGCCAGCAAGAAUCUGAAAGCUAAAAACAAAGCAAAACCGGUCACCACUAAUCUUAAGAAGAUAAACAUUGUGAAUGAAGACAAAGUUAGAACUGCAAGUAAGGUAUUUAUAGAUAUCCAAAAAGAGCUUGCACAUUUCUCAAAAAGACUGUCACUUGAACCACUACCACGGCAUACGAUUUCUCAGCAUUCUGAAGGCGAAACAAUUAGUGUGGAUGAUGCUACAAGAUUAAUGGCUCAGUUGUGAUGUAUUUGGAUUCUAUAAAAUGGACCAACAAAA
Messenger RNA from Monodelphis domestica (gray short-tailed opossum), 581 nucleotides. It is a transcript of the gene RBIS, whose product is annotated as ribosomal biogenesis factor. The record is from RefSeq and is a predicted model, not a curated record. Gene Ontology annotation, cellular component: nucleolus. Gene Ontology annotation, biological process: ribosome biogenesis. Lineage: Eukaryota; Metazoa; Chordata; Mammalia; Didelphimorphia; Didelphidae.